CACCAAUUGAUCCUUGUGUGUAUGUUUUGCGCAGGAUAAAAUGGCGAUGAUGUAACUAACUAAUCGUUGAAAGGAUCUAGCCAAAUCGGGCAUGACGUCAAAGGGAGCUCUCUCCGGAAUAUUUGUGACAUCAAAGGAGCUGGCCUGAAAGAUGGAGAUGUAACGUCUUCCCUCCUCCGGAAAGAGACAGAGAGAGGGCAGAAAUGAAGAAUUCACCAGGCAGAGGAAGCCAGGGGAAAAUACAGGAUGCGGGGAGAUAGGCAACAGGAGUCACAGCAUCAGGCAGCAUGAUAACACCCGCCGUGGCGCCCUGCAAGCAGGGUCUCUGCCAAAAUUUCUUCCAUCUCCCCGUUUGAAAGAACAGCCUUGGGAGAGAGAGCUUGGUGUGGAGCCAACCAUUGCUGAGCUGAGGCUUGUCGCCCAACGCCUCUCGGCUCGUGUGGCCCGUUAGACUGGUGUUGCACGCUCGGGCAGAGAGAUGGGUUCAAGACACAAACAGCCAUGGUGGAUGAUGGCUAGGCCCCAGCACUAAAAAGGCUGGAACAAGUAUAAAGGAUGCCUUGGUUCCGCCGUUUCCUGUCGAAUACUUUUCGACUUUCUAUCAUUAUUCAUGCUGGCUGACAUUGUGGCGCGGCAUUUUUAUUAACUUCGCCAGUAACUUACCCCUUGUUCUGAAAAUUAUAUAUGAGGAAGCUGUCUUCUACGAUACAUACAUAUUAAGUGAUCUUAUUAAUCUUCCUGUCUCAAAGUCAAAAACUAGCAACCAUGUCCCGCCGCCCAAAUCACCUACUACCAAAAUGCGGGUGUUGGUAUUCGGCAUCCGGAACGCGCCAAUACAUCCCCCAAGUCGACCUCAAAGCACAUUCCACCAUACUGUCGACGUCUUCCAGGACAACCUUGACCCAGACUUUCAUUAAUCCCACAUCAGGAGAAUUAGGAGAUGUCAAGUAUACUUUCCCUUUGCACGAUGGCGUCAGCGUUGUGGGUUUUAAGUGUGAAAUUGACAAUCGAGUCAUCCAUGGGCUCGUGAAGGAACGGCAGGAGGCUAAGCUCGAAUACCAGGACGCUGUCAAAAAAGGCCAGGCCGCAGCCCUGUUGGAGCAGUCCGCCCUGGCGUCUGACACUUUCACCACUAGCAUAGGCAAAAUCCCCGUGGGUUCCAAAGCAGUUGUGCAGAUUACUUACCUGGGCGAGUUGCAGCAUGACUCUCAAGCGGAUGGUGUCCGUUUCAGUAUUCCAGCCAUCAUCUGCCCCCGCUAUGCAAAUUCUUCUGUAGACACUGGUGAAUUGAGCCAAUCCCUGGCCAGCUUUGUAAAGAAGGGUGCCAUCAAUAUCACGGUAGACGUUUCAGUGGACAGAGGAUCCACCAUCCGCGGCCUGCAUUCUCCAACUCACCCCGUUGCAAUCACGCUGGGCCGGACAUCAGUUGCUGCCCAAGACUUGUUUGAACCAAAUCUCGCUUCUGCGGCACACACUAUGCAGCAAGGAAAUGCAUUUUUCGAUACGGACUUUGUGUUGAUCGUCAAUGCAAAAGAUCAGGAUGUACCAAGCGCAUUUGUGGAGAAACACCCGACUAUUCCCAACCAGCGAGCUGUGAUGGCAACACUCGUUCCCAAGUUCAACAUCCCGAAUAAUAACCCGGAAAUCGUUUUCAUCAUUGAUCGAAGUGGGAGUAUGACAGGAAAUAUUAAGACCCUUCAAUCAGCAUUGAGAGUUUUCCUCAAAUCCCUUCCAGUCGGUGUCAAGUUUAAUAUUUGCUCUUUUGGCUCGCGCCAUUCCUUCAUGUGGAACAAAAGUAAAACAUACGAUGCUUCCUCCCUAAAGGCGGCCCUUCAGUACGUGGAUUCGAUAGCUGCGGAUUUCGGAGGGACAGAGAUGCUCGAGCCUGUGAAGGCUACGGUGAAAAAUCGUCUCAAGGACCUGGAUUUGGAUGUUCUGUUACUCUCGGACGGUGAAAUUUGGGACCAGAAAACGCUCUUUGCCUACCUUAACGAAGUGGUGUCUGAGCAGCCCAUUCGACUGUUCAGCUUGGGUAUCGGCAGUGGCGCAUCCCAAUCCCUUAUCGAGGGCAUUGCAAGAGCUGGUGAUGGCUUCGCACAGUUCGUUGGCGAUAACGAACAACUGGACAAAAAGGUUGUCCGCAUGUUGAAGGGAGCCUUGACGCCUCAUAUUAAGGAUUAUACUGCUGAAAUUGUUUAUGAGAAUGAUGGGGAAGAGGAUUUCGAGCUUAUCGAGAAACCAAACGCAAUUCCCACCGGAGAGAACUUUGGUCGUCCCGCAGAGCGUUCAGCCGAACCCAUAGAGGUGGACGCACAGAAAGAAACCCCACAAUCGAAGGAACCGAUCUCGCUGUUCGACCCUUCCUAUCAGGAGCCUGACAUCAAAUCCAUCACUGUCCCCCUUGACGCUAAUCUCCCUAAACUACAGCCUCCCAAGGUUCUCCAGGCGCCUUACAAAAUACCUACGCUCUACCCAUUUACGAGGACCACUGUUUAUUUCCUUCUGUCUCCGGACGCUCCUAGUGCAGCCCUCAAAUCACUCGUUCUCAGGGCCACUUCGAAACACGGCCCUUUGAUGUUGAAAAUUCCGCUAGAGGAUAUUGGCCAAGGCACAAAGCUUCAUCAACUGGCUGCGCGGAAAGUGACACUUGAACUAGAAGAAGGCCGAGGGUGGAUAUACCAUACGAAGAAUGAGAAGGGGCAGCUAAUUGUCAACGAGCAUGAAAGCAAAAAGGAGGAUAUUGUGAAGCGCGAAGCUGUUCGACUCGGGAUUCAGUUUCAAGUGGCUGGGAAAUAUUGCUCCUUUGUCGCUGUGGAGUCAACCACGGAUGGGGGCAAGGCGGACAAGAAGGCAGAAGCAGGACUGCCAGGUAUUCGCAAUCAUCCUAUUUCUGAAACUGCUGGCGACCGGGAUCAUACAGACGAUGAGGAGUCGUUUGACGGCGAUACAGGUUUUGUCAUGGAUUAUGACCAGGAGGAGUACACAGAGGAGCUUUGUACUAUGCCUCGUUAUUCCACUAUGUCUGGUAAGGCUUCGCCCAGUCCACGAGGUUCUUUCUCUAAUUAUUCACCCCCACUUCUGUCCCAUCCUGCUGCUCCUCCGCCUUCCCCUAACCCGACAUCCUUAUUUGCUUCGCCUUCUCUAAAUCCAUCAGCUUCAAAUACCACCGCACUUUUUGGCUCAGCUCCAGCAUAUAACCUUCCGGGUUCAAGCGUUGGCGGACCUACAGCCUUUGGAGGUUUUGGAUCUACUUUCUCAACAUCUAGCUCCACUAUAACCCAAUUGCCCUUUGCUGCACCAUCUCAACCUCCCCCUCACUCUCCAUUUGGCUCAGUUCUAACAAACAACACGCCAGAUUCACCUUUGGGAGAACCCUUAGCUUCUGGUGGUUUCGGGUCUCCUUUCUCUACAUCUAGCUCUUCCCAUACACAAUCACGUUUUGCCGCCCCUCCUCAAUCUGCCUCUACGCGUUUAUUUGGAUCAGCUCCUCCGCCUCCAGGGCAAGCAACCAGCUCACCUUUCGGCCCACCAGCCGUGUCAACCUCAUCCGGUAUUGAUAUUCCACUCAAACGUGGCGAGCGACUGGACGGCAUAGUGAGCAAAAGUGACGAUUUGGCCAAGUCAGCAAACGUUUUCGCCAGGAAAAGAUCCAGCGUGGUACCAUCAGCGAAACAAAAGCUGGCAAGAUUCUUUAAGUCAGAGUCCGAACCUAAAGAGUCAAAGUCGCCGCAGGAUAAGGUCCACGCCUUGAUAUCGCAUCAGUCCUUCGAGGGAUCAUGGAUGUGGGAAGACAAUGUAUUUGCGAUCAUGGAUCUCAACGCGUCGGAAGCCGAAAAGAAACUAGAUUGGGCAGCCAUAUUGGGAAAACAAUCUGGAGUCGGCAGCAAGGAUACAAAGCAGAGAUCUAUUGUUGCGACACUUGUUGUCUUAGCGUAUUUGAAGAAGAAGUGUCUGGACGAGAAGGAUACCUGGGAACUUGUCGGGGACAAGGCCAUGGGCUGGGCUGUUGAGAGGAUCAAGGAGAUUGGAGGCAAUGCAGGCCAGGGGUCUGAUGAGCUUUUGAGACUGUUUGAUGGUCUAUUUUGAGGGAAGGAUUUUUUUUACUGAUGGUUCUUUCAAUCUGGACACUAUUUUCUUCGCUCACUGAUAAUCAUGAGUGCUUCUAUACUUAUAUAUGCAUAGGGCGAUAAUAAUUUGUUGAUACGUCGAGCAAGGCCCCUUAAUUGAGAGAGAGCUGGCUUUCCUGGUAAUUUGAUAUUGGGCGGAAUGCCUGGGCGCGGAAGUCACAGCCAGCGCUGAACGUUUUGGAUGUUAUCACGUAAUUUAAUAUACUACAGGCCAACAGCAUUUAUCACAGGUAGUUAGCUAGCUUAAGUCAAGUUUGCCUUGCCAUUGGAAACCCUUGGAAAUGCUCUGUUUCGCGUCAUAUUGCGAGGAUGUACUGCUGCUAUUUUCAGAAACGGUGCUGGAGCAUCUUUGUUUCUUCUCAAGCUCAACCAUGGGUAUCCCUUGAACGGGGGGGAGAGUCGGCAGAACCCCGGAGAGCUCAAGUAGCUUUCACGGAAUACCAGAGAUGGAUUGCCCUCAUCCUAGAUACUAGGGAGGUUGAUCCAGGAGGGAAACUGAGGGGGAAUUUCCGUGGGUUGAGUUGUUUGGUUUAUGAAAUUUACCAAUAUGGUGAGGUGUUCUUCUUGCUUGAGUUGAUUAAUGUAAUGUGUAUAUGUAUGUACAUGUACCUUGCUGGUAGUCAAACUUUUAGUAGUUAUACUGGCGGUGUAGAAGGAUUGGGUAGCUAGCCAAUUGCGCAAUUGGGACCGCAUAUUUCAUGGAGAAGGAUGGGCUGAGGCUAACUAUACUCAAG
This is a messenger RNA of Blastomyces gilchristii SLH14081, 4861 nucleotides long. RefSeq names its product von Willebrand domain-containing protein. Bases 766 to 4086 code for a protein of 1106 amino acids. The transcript has 3 exons. Lineage: Eukaryota; Fungi; Ascomycota; Eurotiomycetes; Onygenales; Ajellomycetaceae. The record is from RefSeq and is a predicted model, not a curated record.